AAUUAGCUAUUCAUGAUUAUAAAUGUUAAUUAAGAAUUUAAGAGCCCGUUGUUAAUUGGACCCAGUCCAAACUCUCAAGUUUUUUGUUUCAUCCGAAUUCAACUCCCGCUUGCCAUCACACAAAACCCAGGUAAACACAAAAAAAAGGGAAGAACUUGAUUUUGGAGGUGAACUUUGCUUUGAUUUUCAUCUGCAAUUUGAAUGGUCCUAAUGAUAAUAAAAGGGCUCUUCAGGAGGUAUGAGAGAUGGAAUCCUGUGCAUCCAACCCAUGGAGCCUUUUGGGGAAUGGGAGUAGGGAUUGGUUGCGGUGUGGGUUGGGGUCCUGGUUUUGGACCUGAGGUGAUUGGAUAUGUCGGUUCCGGAUGUGGUAUUGGAUUUAGUGUCGGUAUUACUCUAGUUGGUUUUGGCAUUGGCCUUCCUGUAUAUACUCUCAACAAUGCUCCUAAAGUUUUAAUAGCCACAAGAAGCAAUGCUUGGGACAUUCCAUCUCAGUUUCGGAGAUUGCAACAGAAGGCAAAUGACAGCUUUUCAUUAUUGAAGGACUUAGAUAUAUUGAAAGGGACAGAUAAAUUCGAUGUCGAAAAUGCAAUAUCUUCACAGAGAAAGACUAUUUCUGAAAGUUCUGAAGUAUUGAAGAAAAAAAAUUCUGAAUCUGGUAAAGAUAUCAAAGAUUGAUACUAGUGAGGUUAGACCAUGGCAUGCAAAAGCUACAUAUGAAGAACAUAUUGCGCUUUUGGCAUCAUCUUCGUAGGUUUGAGUACGGAAAAUCCACAUCGUAAAUCAGGGUCAUCAGGUCUGACAUGCUGAUAUCAAGGACGGAGCUUUGUGAAGCUGAGCUAUGGACCUACGGUGAAGCAAAAACUAAUAUGAAGAGCAUAUUGAGAUUUUGGGAUUACCUUCAGAAUUUUAGUAUGACAUACACAGCUACAUUGUGGAUCAUGUCCAUUAUAUCACCUCCAAUUCCAGUAUUCAAAUUCUUGGUAUUCAUGUGUGAUAAUGUAGAGCUGAAGUUUCUCUUUUGACAGUUUCAUGUAAUUUACAAGUAUUGCUGUUGCUGUCAAUAGAGAGAGGGAGACUGUACAAUUCCCAUUGGCCAUUUUGAUAAAUGACACCAGUAUGUAGGAUCUAGCAAUUUUCCAACCUCUUGAAUUUAUGUGGUACAGCUGUAAAGAACUAAAGAACCUUUGAGCAGCCUCGUAGCAAGCAGCAGUUGAAGAGGUUAUGGGCCAUAAUUUGAAGGUGCGUUCAUAGCCAGCAGUAUCAAUAGAUGAUUUAGUAUUUGCUGACAUCUAAUGAUGGGCACUCAUGACCACUGAGAAGACUGAACUCUUGGAGGGCCAUAGCCUGGUGGUAGUGGUAUCAUGGAAAGCAGUCACGAGGUAAUACCCUGACUUUUCUCUCUCAAAAAGAAAGGUAAUGCCCUACUUCAGGCUCGAACUUGACUUGGGUAAUACGGAGUACCAUAAUAGCCCUUGAGAAACUCACUCCAAGAACGUCAUAACCGCACAAAAACUUAAGGGGGGAAUCAAGGAUCUUUCUUUCCUGUCCUAAAGUCCCAAAGUCUGACAGCGAUUUUUUGGUACCAGAUGCUGCGGAAGGUCAGUAUCAGGGUGGGAAAAAAUGACAUAGAUAAUAGAUUUCCUUGUUUAUCCCCACCGUGCUAUAACAAUUGAUCCAAUAUGGAUGCCCCACAGGCCACAACCUCUAGGUUCGUCAAAGCUAGCUGUGUCCAAGUGUUUACUGAAAGAUGCAAGGCGAUGCGAGCAAGGCAGUUGUCAUAGCAAUGUCACUAAGAAAAGGCCACAACUUUGGCAAACGUUGUGUUCCUUCGACAUUUUUUACCUGUUCACCACCUAAAUCUGAUAACUGCUCUUGACACUAGCAGUAUAUAUUAGUUGGUACAUAGCAGGGCGAGUUUAGGGUCUCCCUCAUACGACCCCCAAAAUUCCAAUUAAUAUUGAAGUGCCACUUUCUACUCCAGCACCUUGGUGAAAUGAAGCUCAUAUGAUUUCAUGAACUUGGAUUAUAAUUGAACUUACAAACUCUUAAAAAAAGUUUAUAAAAUUUUCACACCCUCUACUUCAUAGUUCGUACACUUCUUCUAUGUGAAUGUGACCGAUGAGAUAAUAGCAGGAUUUGAGUUUGAAUUCAAUGUUCUACAACUUUAUGCUACAAAAUUGCACCAUAUAUGUCAUAUGAAUAUUUGCCAACUUGGGGACAACUCUACUAGUCAUUGUUAGUCCCCAAGUGUUUUUUCCGACUUUAAUGUGUGAUGUUAGAUAUUUUUGGACUUAUUCUAUUCACCUUAUUUUCACUUAUUUCAAGUCUAAUAAGUUCAAAUAAGUUUAUUUAGGUUCGGAUAAGUUAAGUUAGGAAAAAUAAGUUUUGAUAAGGGUUACUCAAGAACAAAAUACAACUGAUAAUAAGUUCAGAUUAGUGAAAAUUAGACACUGCAUAUAAAUUUUUUUCUUGUCUACAUCACUCUCCUUCGUGGUCCAGCCAUUCUUUUGACCCGCUAAGUCGCUAACAAAAAAGAGUACGGGAACGGGACACACCUAAAAGCUUCCCAUAUACGAGUACGUGAUGUAAUUGAAGGAGCAUCAAUAAUGAAUUGCUUCAUGGCGUGGAAACCCAGCGUUGAUCCGCGCCUGGCGUUAUGAAUCUGCGCCUUUUCUUCUUGUUGUUAUUUUAUUCCCCCAUUAAUUUAACACAAUUUUGAAGAACAAAUCCACCCAAUUAUACUUCAACUUUUCCCCUAAAUAAAAUAUAACACCAACUGAAAACAAGUGACAUUCUUUCUAAAAAAUCUCCUUUUUUUCUCAAUUUUCAAACCCAGAAAAUCAUUACUUACUCUCACUCAACUCUCAUACAUACACAGUUACACACUAGAUUUCUCUUUCAUGUCCUUUUGAUUUAUGCCCGAUUAAAGUUUUUUUUUUUUUUUUGGAGCCAUGAGUCUCUUCGGUCUUGGCAGG
Molecule: messenger RNA, 2975 nt
Organism: Chenopodium quinoa (quinoa)
Lineage: Eukaryota; Viridiplantae; Streptophyta; Magnoliopsida; Caryophyllales; Amaranthaceae
Product: cadmium-induced protein AS8-like
Exons: 4
Coding region: 202-675 (157 amino acids)
Source: RefSeq, a predicted model, not a curated record